Molecule: messenger RNA, 3794 nt
Organism: Betta splendens (Siamese fighting fish)
Lineage: Eukaryota; Metazoa; Chordata; Actinopteri; Anabantiformes; Osphronemidae
Gene: hyal6
Product: hyaluronoglucosaminidase 6
Exons: 4
Coding region: 1738-3264 (508 amino acids)
Biological process (GO): hyaluronan catabolic process; carbohydrate metabolic process
Molecular function (GO): hyalurononglucosaminidase activity
Source: RefSeq, a predicted model, not a curated record
UAAUAAUAAUAAUAAUAAUUUUAUAAUGAUUAGAUAGUAAAGCUAGAAGAUAAACCAAGUAAUUUAAUAACGUUUGUAUAUGCAAAUCUUCUGGUCUUAACCUUUGCCAAAGCACUUACAGCACUUCGAGACAAGAGGCCUGAGACAUCAAUCUGUUUUUUAAACCAUGUGUUGCUGUUAGCUGUAACACACAGAUGCAUUGUCUUGAAGUCAUAAGCAAAUACAAUGAGGAGGGACGUGAAGGUACGACGGCAGAUGGACAGACGCUAGAGGAUGUUGACAUCCUGCAGGUCCUGCUCUCCUGCUACAGGGUUAAAGCUUGUCAGUAGUAUUAACACCAGCCAACACUAAUCUGUGGGACAGCUGCUUCUACCCUCUGCUGCUUAAACGGGGGUCCAUUCAAAACUACCAGAGAGCCUGUUCAUGAUAAACAAAAAAACAAACAUUCAGAUAUGGGCAUAAGUAAUGAAUAAGUAAAGCAAAGCACUUUACAUUUUUUACUUGCCUCAUUUAAAUCUAAAUGCAUUAUAUUUUACAAAAAGUUACAAUAACAGAAAAACAAACGAGAUAAUGAUAAAGAAAUGUACGCAUUGCACUGCCAUGAAAGAGGCAGACUAAAGAGGCAGAUAAACAGCAGACUCUUUGAUGCUAUUGGAAAUGCAUCAAGUCGUGAAUAAAUCCUACUAAAGAAACAAAAAAAGGUUUUAAACAUAAAGUGUACAGUACCUCAAUGCAUUACACAGAUUACACCACUAGAUGGUGUAGGAAGCACACGCUGUAGCACAACAGCUUAAUUCAUUAUUAUUUGGGACAUUAAAGGAGUAAACAUUAGUGUUUAAGACACUGCAGUGUAAUAAAUGUAUUUGUAGUUUACAGCUACAGUUGGGGGUGACUGGUCACUUGACCUGUCCCAUGUUUCAAUAAACAAUAUUGCAGGUUGUUUGGUUGUCUGUUAUUGUGCAGACAUGCUUCAACAAAUUAACAAACAUUUUACACAGUUUGUAUAUAAUAGUCUUUACUGGGUCCUUUAGGGUGUGAAGACUUCAAAAGUCCAAAGUUGUUAUGUAAGGACCCCUGUCUGUUUCAAUGAUGGGUCAAUGUGUGCUAUAAUGUCAGACCCCUUCAUUCAAAUCAAUAAUCCAUGAAAUGCACUAGGGUUGGAAAUGGAUGGGAAUCUGUUGAGCUGAUGAUGCUUUUAUUUUCUUUCAGCACACAGUCUUAAAAUAUUAGCUACUCACUGUGUGUGGCUGGUCUGUUGGUAACUGGCAGAGAUCUACUGUUUUUCAAAUAGUAUAGCCUGCAAGGUUGGUGGAAUCACAUUCUUUUAUAUUGAUCUGCAGACACAUCCUCACUGUUACUGGGUUUCACUGUAAGAAGCAGUGUGGGGGUACACACAUUGUUUAUAUCAGCAGAUAAUCCCAGUGCACAAUAGGUAUGAAGACCACAAACUGUGCUCCAGCUUUCAGACUCUGCUGAUUCAUCUGCUGUUUGGUCCAGUAAACAAUCCAUCUGGGCACAGAUGAGGUGGGGCCAGAACAACAGGGACAUCUCGGCCCAAAUAACAUCCAGGGGACCCCAGAGAGGGAUGGGGGCAGAGAUGAACACAGUGCAGUUGCUUUUCGGAUGAACCACUUCUACGUUUGAAACACCAAGAAAUGAGGAUAUCAUCAAAGAGGCCUCAGCACAGUCAGCAGCGAGAGGACGGACCACUAAUUGCUCCAUGAGGAGUUGGGGGCUAUGGUGCUCAUGGGAGUCCAGAUCCUGGUACUGCUCUUUUUAUUUGGUGUUGGAGUCGGGGGCGACUCGAUGAAGCCAGCCCGAGCGCCUCUGAUCCCUCAUCGGCCCUUUGUUGUGGUGUGGAACGCUCCUACCGAGUCAUGUCGCCUUCGGUUCAAGGUAGACCUGGACCUCAGUGUUUUUGACAUCAUAGCAAACCUGAAUGAAACUCUCAGUGGACCCAACGUCACAAUAUUCUACCACAGCCACCUGGGAUACUACCCCUACUACUCUAGCUCUGGGGUCCCCAUCAACGGUGGGCUGCCGCAGAACCAGAGCCUUCCCAAGCACCUCAGCAAAGCCAGAGCCGACAUCGACAAGCUGAUCCCCCACAAGGAUUUCAGAGGCCUGGGCGUCAUUGACUGGGAGAACUGGAGGCCUCAGUGGGUCAGAAACUGGGGUGCCAAAGACAUCUACCGAAACAAGUCCAAGGAGCACAUCCGGAAACUUCACCCGAACUGGCCCGAGAGCAAGGUGGAGAACGAGGCGAAGGAGGGCUUCGAGAGGGCUGGACAGGCGUUCAUGAACCUGACCCUGGCUCUGGCUGAAGGGCGCCGGCCCGACGGGCUGUGGGGGUUCUACCUGUUCCCAGACUGCUACAACUAUGGCUACAAGCAGCAUCCACACAGGUACACUGGCGAAUGCCCCAACAUAGAGCACAUACGCAAUGACCACCUGAUGUGGCUCUGGAAGCAGAGCACGGCGCUCUACCCAUCCAUCUACCUGGACUAUGAACUCAAGUCUUCCCCCAACACUGUCAAAUAUGUCCACUACCGAGUCAAGGAGGCCAUGAGGAUUGCAUCUAUUUCUCGGGUGGACUAUACGCUGCCCGUGUUUGUCUACUCCAGACCGUUCUACGCCUACACCUUUCUGGUUCUUUCAGAGAGUGACCUGGUUCACACCAUCGGUGAGAGCGCAGCCUUGGGCGUGUCAGGUGUCGUCCUCUGGGGAUCAUCUGAAUAUGCCCGAUCACAGCAUUUCCUUCCUUGCUCACUCUCUCCUCCAGAGAAACUGUCUGACCGUGAAGAAGUACAUCGACGGUCCGCUGGGACAUUACGUCAUCAACGUGACCUCGGCUGCCAAGCUGUGCAGCAAGGCGCUGUGCAAGAAGAACGGCCGCUGCGUCCGCAAGAGCCUGGACUCGGGCGCCUACCUGCACCUGAACCCGCGCUUCUUCCACAUCCACCUCAACCCGGCACCCAAGGGCCCUCGCUUCCACGUCAGCGGUCACCUCAACAACCACGACAUCCUGGACAUGAAGCACAAGUUCACCUGCCAGUGUUAUCAGGGCUGGACGGGCGUGUACUGCGAGGUGCCCCAGGCUCUGCCCCAGCCGCCCACCCCCGAGCUCCGACCCCCCGAGAGGGGCCUGCUGGACGAGGUCCUGCUCCUGCUGUCGCUGCACUUUUCGUGUCUGUGCAUCAUCACCUUCUUGGGGCUCUGUCUCAUCAUCAAGUGUCUGAUCUUGUGAACAGGAAGGAGCUUUGAGAAGGUUUGUAGUGUAAUCAGAUGCAGUCCCAUCGGUGUCCAAUAGAUGCUGCUAAUAGAAAUGAGAGUUAGCUUUUAGCUGAGUCCAUAUCAGCGACAGGUUGUAGUGAUAACUUGAUUGUAUUUCACUAGUUUUCUUUCUCACUGGAUUCAUAUUUAGGUAAUAAUACUUUAAGCACGAUCUGACUCCAGACCAUCUUCUUUUUGUUUCUGUUUGAUGCAUAUAUUUUUGAUAAAAUGUGACAAACUUUCAAGUUUUAUUUCCUGCUUUCACAUACUGUCGGUCUUGGAUAAAUACAUGAAAGGCUUUGUUUAUAUUUGUCACGUUUUAUGUCCAACAUGCAGAAACCUGAGAGUUCAGUCACAGUUUCCUCACAGCGGAUAAAGCUUGACAGCGUCGGGAAAGAAAAGCAAAGUACUGCUCCAGUCCUGACGUUUCAGACCUGGUGUUUUUGUUUUUGGGAAAGACAGAAAAGAAAAGAAUCCAGUUCUAAAUGCUUUAAAUGUAGCUGUGUAAACACCACUGCAGC